This is a messenger RNA of Durotheca rogersii, 2321 nucleotides long. RefSeq names its product putative monooxygenase. Gene Ontology annotation, biological process: secondary metabolite biosynthetic process. The transcript has 7 exons. The record is from RefSeq and is a predicted model, not a curated record. Gene Ontology annotation, molecular function: monooxygenase activity; FAD binding. Bases 462 to 1769 code for a protein of 435 amino acids. Lineage: Eukaryota; Fungi; Ascomycota; Sordariomycetes; Xylariales; Xylariaceae.
UCGAUAAUGCAAUGCAUCGUGUCUCUCUUAUAGUUUUUCGCUAUUUACGCUUACGAAUAUUACAUCCGCGGCUGCACAGAUCAUCGCCAACGCAGCCGGCGCUAGAUAGGUAAAUGCAUUAGGGACUUCUCCUAGAUACUGCCUUGAUAGGAAAUUCAAGGACUAAUACCUACUGAUCGAGUAGCAUCAGCGAACCCAUCCCGUCCUUAACUGCCGUCUUGCCCCAGGUUGGGGUAGACUUACGUAUAUAGGACUAAUAGACGUGCCAGCUAACCGCAAGAGAAGUGUCUGUUGACGGAUACCCGUGUGUGCUGGGUGCGUAGUGCAAGUUGCCUAUCGCCGCAGAGAAAAAAGGAAGCGGCCAAAUCUGGCGAGAGCGCUGUGUUCACAUCCACGCGCUUCUCUCUGUCCUCGCCCAUCUCUCGUUGAUUCGAUUCACUAAGGACGCACGCUCACUCGCCAUGACCGCCAACGGCAUCCAAAAUGGCGAGAACCCCGCUGCCUUCCAGCUGCAUCUGAUUAUCGUCGGCGCAGGUCUAGCGGGGCUCGCUGCGGCCAUCAGCACGAGGCUUGAGGGCCACCGGGUGACGGUGCUAGAGAAAACCGCGAAACUAGAAGAAGUCGGUGCUGGCCUCCAGGUGACGCCUAAUGCAAGUCGCCUCUUCCACCAUUGGGGAGUGUUCGAUGAACUGAGCGCCGUGGCGACUACCCCCUCCUACCUCGCUGUACGGCGAUACGAUGGUACUCGCCUCCUGGCAUUCGAGGAGCAGUUCCAGGACAAGAUUCUGCAGCGAUACGGCGCCCCCUUUUGGGACCUCCAUCGGGCGGACCUGCAAAUAGCUAUGGUGCGCCGUGCCCGGUCUCUAGGGGUCGAUAUCCAUCUGGACACCGACGUCGUCGACGUCGACUUCCAGCGAGCUACGGUAACUAUACAGACUGGCAGCAUUCUGCACGGCGACCUCAUACUUGGGGCAGACGGUCUGUGGUCGCGCACGCGAAGUCUCCUGUUGAAGCAGCCGCUGGCGCCCAAGCCGACUGGGGAUCUCGCGUACCGGAUCAUCCUAAACCUAGAAGAUAUACGAGACCCGGAGCUGAGGGAGUGGGUUUCGAGCCCUUCUGUCAACUUCUGGGUCGGACCAGAGUCCCACGUCGUCGGCUAUUCGCUUCGGGGAGGCCGCGUAUACAACCUGGUUCUUUUGUGUCCCGACGAUCUGCCCCAGGAUGUUAGUCGGGCCGCUGGCGAUGUGGACGAAAUGAGAAAGCUCUUCGAGCCUUGGGACCCCAUAUUGAACAAGUUCCUAGCCUGUGUCGACAAAGUAGAUAAGUGGAGGCUAAUGCACAUCUCGACCCUCGAUGCCUGGACGAACGAGGAGGGCACAUUUCUGAUGGCCGGUGACGCAUGCCAUCCCAUGCUUCCAUAUCUUGCGCAGGGAGCCAACUCGUCUCUAGAAGAUGGUGCCGUCCUCGGCCGGCUGCUCAAGUACGUAACUCGCCGUGACCAGAUCGCUCCGGCGCUCGAGAUGUAUCAGAUGGCGCGGAAAUCGCGAGGGGAGGCGAUCGCAAGAGAGGCAUUGGGACAGAGGGACUCGUUCCACCUCCCGGAUGGCCAGUUGCAGGAGCAGCGUGAUAGCGUUUUCUUGGCCGAUUUCGGCAAAGAACCGCAUCCCCCUUUCCCAAGUCGUUGGACAUGUCCGUCAGUCCAGCCAUGGCUGUUUGGCUACGACGCCAUAGCAGAGGCCGACAAGGCUUAUGAGGCGCAUCCAUUUUGAAUCCGCUCAUGGACUCGUUCAACAAUAAGCUAAAGUCCUAGCACGAACUGGGGAGUUGAUCGAUAGGUCACGAUGCCUGAAAGAUGCGAACCACGUCUACCAAGGUUAGAAUAGGGACAGGGGCAAGCUGCAGUGAGAUUCAUACGUCACUAUUGUUCACACUAUAUUCGUCCUACAGAAGCAAGCAGGAGUUAAGCAGCGGGAUUCACUCCAGCAUAAUGGGUACUAUAUAUUGCCUUCGAGGCUAAAAGAGGAGGGGGGCUAUGCGACUAAUAUAGUCACACCUAUCUGAAUAAGAUCGUAGGAAUUCAUAGGGUCAGGGUUAUUUUAUCGGGUCAUGUGCCGCGCGAAGGCUGAGACACCAGAGAAAUCCUGGGUAUGUAGGCUUGUUCUAAGAUGUAGACACCCUAGAGCAAGCCUACAUACCCAGGACGUCUCCCUAUGGACGGACGCUGAGAGGAUCUCAGCUUUGUUGAAAGGUGGAGAGCUCCAUUUCAUAGCCCAUUAUUCAUAUAAAAUGCGGUUGAUCAAUAAGCGAAACAAAAGCUUGUC